CUGGAUCACCUGUGUUAUCGUCGUUGUAGUUCAUGGACGUUUUGAACAAUAUUGUGAAAAUAUGCAGUUAAAUUAGUCAAAUGGCUUGCUUUUACAUCGAAGGGGACUCGUGGUUUGUGUGAUGUUCACAAGACAGACCAAAAGUUAACUGAAGGACCGCGGAGGGGAUUCGUAGCGGUUUUCAAAUUACGUUGACCGGGCUAGUAGCGAGUUGACCGUCGACGUUGAGAUAGGAAGACAGUUUUGCUUGUCGUUUCUAGCGAACACGAUAGUAAAGAUGUCUGCCGAUGACACGAGUGUCCGUGUGGCAACGAGAAUUCGACCACAGUUGGCACGUGAAAAGAUCGAUAUGUGUCGUACAUGCACCUUUGUAACACCAGGAGAACCGCAAAUAACGCUUGGACAAGACAGAGCAUUUACAUAUGACCAUGUAUUUGAUAUGGAUAGCACACAAGAUGCUGUCUACAAUGAAAGUACACAUCAGCUCAUUGAAGGUUGUUUUGACGGAUAUAACGCCACUGUGUUUGCAUAUGGCCAAACCGGUUCAGGUAAAACUUACACCAUGGGGACUGGAUUUGAUGUCAGUUCAAGCACGGAUGAGAGAGGAAUCAUUCCAAGAGCAGUCUCGCAUCUCUUUAACGGGAUAGACAAGAGGAGAAAGACUGCAAUAGAGAAUGGUGAGCCGCCGCCUGAAUUUAAAGUUCAUGCACAGUUUAUGGAGCUGUACAAUGAAGAAAUAAUAGACCUAUUAGAUGCUCAAAGGGAUCCAGAUGUGCGGCAUAAAAAAUCACAUAUCAAAAUCCAUGAGGAUGCUCUUGGUGGCAUUUACACUGUAGGAGUGACUUCAAAACUUGUUACAUCAAUUCAAGAGACAAUGCAAUCUUUACAUUCAGGGGCCUUGUCUCGUACUACUGCCAGUACCAAUAUGAAUGCACAGAGCUCCAGGUCUCAUGCUAUAUUUACAUUACAUAUCAAACAACAGAGGAUGGUUAAAUCGGAAGAAAAUGAAAAUAAAGAUUCUGAAUUGGAAGGUGAUAAUAAUAACCAAAACAAUGAAGGAAUGUCUGACUUUGAAACUUUAACCGCAAAGUUUCAUUUUGUGGAUUUAGCUGGCUCUGAAAGGUUGAAGAGAACGGGGGCCACGGGUGAACGAGCCAAGGAAGGAAUAUCAAUCAACUGUGGUCUGCUGGCAUUAGGCAAUGUGAUCAGUGCUUUAGGGGACAAAUCUAAAAAGGCCAGUCAUGUGCCAUACAGAGAUUCUAAACUAACAAGAUUGCUGCAAGAUUCGCUAGGUGGAAAUAGUCGUACCCUAAUGAUAGCAUGUGUGAGUCCAACAGACAGGGAUUUCAUGGAGACAUUGAAUGCAUUGAAGUACGCUAACAGGGCUCGUAAUAUCAAGAACAAAGUCAGUGUCAAUCAAGACAAGAGUAGUAGACAAAUUGCUAUACUACGAGUUAAAUUACAAGAACUGGAAUUGGAACUUGCUGAAUAUAAACAGGGCAAACGGAUCGUGAAUGAGGAAGGAGUUGAAGAGAUCAAUGAUUUGUUUCAUGAGAAUACCAUGCUACAAACUGAGAAUAACAAUCUACGUACACGUAUCAAGGCCUUACAAGAUACAAUAGAAGGUCAAACAGCUAGAAUAUCCAUGAUGUUGGCAGAACAAGCAAGAUAUGCAAUUUCUAAUCUUGCUGAUGGUGAUAAUUCUGAAGUCGCAUCCAUGAUUGAAGGUUACAUCAAAGAAAUAGAAGAAUUCAGGUCAAAAGUACUGGUGCUGGAAUCAGAGAAUGCCAGACUGAGGAGAAAAUCGGAAAUGCGAUCAGAAACUCCUUAUUCAAUGAAUGCAGCCCAUGUUUCAAUAACAACCAGUGGAGACUUCUCUAACAUGGAGUACUGUGAGUCACCAGGCACAGAUCGUGUACAAGCAAUCUUAGAAGAAGCAAAGAAAGAUGUGGAGAAAAUGAAACAGAUGGAAAGUGGAAGGCGAUCAAGACUACCUAGUCAAGGAUCUGACAAGGAGAAUGAACCUGAUGAUGAGAGGGAUGUUGAUGAGGGGGAGGGGGAAGGAGAUGGAGAUGGAGAGAGCGCAGAUGAUAUUCUAGAUGAAGGGGAGGAAAGCAGUAGUAGCAGUGAUGAAUCUGACUCUGAAGACAAAGAGGAGACUCAGCUCCAGGAAGACUUGGCUGAGUUGUCAUGUGAGAUCAACAUCAAACAGAAGUUGAUUGAAGAGUUGGAGAUAAGCCAGAAGAGAUUGUCAACAUUAAAAAUGCAAUAUGAGGAAAAGAUGGCCAUUCUUGAAAAUCGAAUAAAAGAUACCCAGGUUGAAAGAGACAGAGUAUUGCAUAAUUUAGGUAGCAUAGAGUCACACUCACAAGAAAAAGCCCACAAGAUUAAAGAAGAAUAUGAGAAGAAAAUCAGGAAAAUGAAAGACGAGCUGAAGAAGUUGGACGUUGCACAGAAGGAACAUGCUAAGCUACUGAGACACAAGUCGCAGUAUGAAAGACAAAUGAAAACAUUGUCGCAUGAACUGGAUGAGAUGAAAAAAAGCAAGACUCGACUGAUGAAGAACAUACGUGAAGAGCAGCAGAAAAGUCGGGAACGUGAUUUGAAAAAGAACCGCGAGAUGAUUCAACUGAAAAAAGAAUACAGGAAAAAGGAUAGUAAAAUCAAAACACUUGAAGCAGAGAAACGACAGAAAGAAAUUGUUCUUCGAAGAAAACAAGAAGAGGUUGCCUCACUAAGGCGGCUUCAGAAGAGUAAUAUGUCUGAUAAGGCUGCUGGUAGAGUUACCAAGAGAGCGGAUACUUCUAGAAUUACAAAUACCAGGGAUAAACUACCACUGUCAGCUGCAACUAGGAAAAAACAUCAACGCAAAGGAACUAGUGAAUAUUCAACUAAAGCUGCCAAACAUAAAUGGCAAUCUGUUGAUAAAAGGGUACAAGAGAUUGUUACCCGUAGACAGACAAUAUUGUGUAUGGAAGAUGACAUGGAAAGGUUCAUGCAUCAUCGUAAACUGUUGUGUAAAGAUAGAGACAAGCUGAGACGAAAGUUCAAAACUGCUCAGUCCAUGGGACAGGACAAUUUGGCGAGGGACUAUCGUGAGCAGAUAGACAGUAUUAGUGCUAACAUUGACUAUGUCCAAGAAAAUAUACAAGAAUGUCAAGCAAAUCUGGUAGAAAUGACCGAAACCAAGGACGAAGGUGAAAGUUUAGAAGCCACUGCAGUUAUUAAUUCGUGUACUUUAACUGAAGGACGAUAUCUACUGGAACAUUUUUUAACAGCAUCUAUUGACAGAGGUUUAUAUUCUGCACAACGUGAUGCCUAUGUAAAAGAAUUAGAAGCCAAAACACACCAAAUGGAACAGCAAUUACUGUUACAACAACAGUUACUACAGCAUGUGAUUUCUGAGACUGAUCAAGCCGACUUGGAAGUGGAAGGGUUACUUAGCAACCCAAUGGCAGAACAAAGUUCUAGUAGUUCUGACAGCUCUGCAAAUCCGUCCCCCGUAGACAAUAGUCGACUAAAUAAUUUACCAGCCAAUAACGUACCAUUUCCUAAUGCUCCUGAUGUACUACCGAUGCCUCCACCACGGAGCAGAGAGAAGGCACGUCGACGCACUGCUAUGGCAACCUGUGAGGAUUUACUGUAUGCGGCCGGCCCCACGCCUGGUAAUGAUACAUUCAUCCCAGUUUCAGAAAGUGAACCACUGACUUUUACUAGGAAUGGAGAUGAUAAGAAUAAUAUACCUGAUAACAUUCUGAUGCCUCCGCCACCUAUACGCUCGCACUCAGUACCUAAGAACGCUUCUUCAGUCAAUAACAAUGAUACUGUCAGAUCAAGCCAAAGCUCAGACAGUGAGAAAAACAAAUCAAUAGACACUGACCAAGAAACCAACCCACGGCCUCGGAGAGGAAGCUUCACAAUCUCACGAACAAAUUCAUCGGAGAAUCUGCUCACCCCGCCCGGUUCACCACCUAUGAGAAGAAGAUUUGGUAUGGAUGGCAAGAAUGUAUUUUCUAGACUAAGCAAAUCAAACUCUCCUAAAAUAUUCCAUGCUGACAGGGGUGUGAUUAAUGCGUACACUGGUAGACAGAGCGGAGGAAAGCCCCCAUUGAUUUGCACUCACACUGCAGAGGGCCAUACUAAAGCAGUGCUUACAGUACAAGCUACAGAAGAUUUACUUUUUAGUGGUUCUAAAGACCGCACUGUGAAAGUGUGGAGUUUGGAAACAGGUCAAGAGGUGCUAUCACUUGUGGGUCAUCCAAACAAUGUAGUUUCAGUGAAAUAUUGUGAAAAGAUUGGCCUGGCGUUCAGCGUAUCAACAUCCUAUAUUAAGAUAUGGGAUAUACGUGAUGGGCAUUCAACGUGCAUAAAAACACUAAGUUCAUCUGGCCAUACACUGAGUGGAGGUGUUGCAAUAACUGGUAGUAGAACUGUGGCUGUACCAGCUGGGGAGACUAGUAUCAAUGCCAUUGCCUUGAAUGAAUCUGGUACUAUGCUGUACUCGGCCGCAGGUAGUACUGUCAGAUUCUGGGAUCUCCGAAGUUUCCAGGCUAUUGGUAAACUUGUAGGUGGCCAUAGUGCUGCUGUGAUGACCAUGGCGGUAGAAGAUGCGGAUCAUGAAUCGGAUUUAGUUAUUACGGGUUCCAAAGACCACUAUAUCAAGGUAUUUGAAGUACCUGAUGAGGCUGGUGGUGUAGUCACUGCCAAACAUAAUCUAGAACCACCCCACUAUGAUGGUAUACAGAGCCUGUCGAUUAGUGGACAUACACUGUUCAGUGGAUCAAGAGAUAUGUGUAUUAAGAAAUGGAAUCUUAAUAAUCAGCAGUUAUUGAAGUCAAUAAACUCGGCACAUAAAGACUGGAUAUGUGCAUUGGAGCAGUUACCAGAACGUAACUGUCUACUGAGUGGCUGCCGUGGUGGAAUCUUAAAACUGUGGCAGAUAUCUGAUUGUAAUCUGAUGGGUGAAAUUAAGGCCCAUACCAGUCCAAUUAAUGCUAUUUCUAGCAAUUCAAAUUGUAUAUUUACAGCUUCUAGCGACCGUACUGUCAGUAUAUGGCGGGCUCGAGGAAGUCUGGAUUCACCAUCUUCAGACACACCAACUGACAAAGAAGAGGCAUAGUGUUGGUGAUGUAGAAAUUGGUAAUGAGGUCACCUGUGUCUGAUUGAAUGAAGUUAAAGUUUUUGUCUCUCGAUUGUUAUAAGCAUGUUUUUCUUUUGCAAACUUUUAUAAAUUUCAUAGACCAGUUGCCAAUAUGUAUGAAGUUUGGGAUCUGUUGAAAAUUGUGAACCUCUUGUAAGAUUGUGAACUUGUAAUUAAUUGUAUUGCGCACAUGGAUCUCUUAAAACUUAUUUUAAACUUGUGGACCUGUUUAAUCUUAAAUGAAGCUUUUGAACCUGUUCAAUCUGUGAUGAAGCUUGUGGAGCUGUUCAAUCUUUAAUGGAGCUUUUGAACCUGUUCAAUUAUUAAUGAAGCUUUUGGACCUGUUCAAUCUUUGAAUCUUGUGCACCUGUUACAAUCUGUUAUGAAUCUUGUGGACCUGUUCAAUCUUUGAUGAAUCUUGUGGACCUGUUCAAUCUUUGAUGAAUCUUGUGGACCUGUUCAAUCUGUGAUGAAUCUUGUGGACCUGUUCAAUCUGUGAUGAAUCUUGUGGACCUAUUCAAUCAUUAAUGAAUCUUGUGGACCUGUUCAAUCUUCGAUGAAGCUUCUCGACCUGUUCAAUCAUUAGUAAAGCUUGUGAAACCUGUUCAAUCUGUGAUGAAGCUUGUGGAGCUGUUUAAUCUUAAAUGAGGCUUGUGGAGCUGUUCAAUCUGUGAUGAAGCUUGUGGACCUGUUCAAUCUUUGAUGAAGCUUGUGGACCUGUUCAAUCUGUGAUGAAGCUUGUGGACCUGUUCAAUCUUUGAUGAAGCUUGUGGACCUGUUCAAUCUGUGAUGAAGCUUGUGGACCUGUUCAAUCUGUGAUGAAGCUUUUGGACCUGUUCAAUCUGUGAUGAAGCUUGUGGACCUGUUCAAUCUUUGAUGAAGCUUGUGGACCUGUUCAAUCUUUGAUGAAGCUUUUGGACCUGUUAAAUUUUUGAUGAAGCUUUUGGACCUGUUCAAUUUGUGAGUAAGUUUGUGGAUCUAUUGAAUUUUAAAUGAAGCUAUUAGAUGUGUUCAAGCUUAAAUAGAACAUGUCAGUCUUGAAUUAAGCAUGUGGACUUAAUGCAUGUGUGUGAAUCUGCUGCAAAUAGUUCAAAACAAUUACUUUUUGUUGACUAUAGGGUAUACACAUUUGAAUGUUAUGCGUGUAACUACUUUUCUGUUAAAGAAGAUACUUCUAGAAAACAAUUAUUUACAUAUUUAUGUAUUGGGGGUAUAAUGGGACCAGGAAAUCGAAACAAACUUCACUGAGUACUAUUUAUUGUUAGCGAUGCAACAUGACAUAUGAUAAACUUCCAUGUUAAAAGUAUUCGUGAACUGCUAGUAUUGUUGUUAAGAUACAUCUUAUAUUGUUGUUAAGGUAUUUCAUACCAAGGCUAUGAUAUCUACCACGACAGGUGUCAUGGAAAAUCAGGGUGUAAAUGAUAGAAUUCUGGGUUGGCCUGUGAGGUCAUCUGUAUAUUGAUAGUAAGUCCACAGUGCUGGCUACUGAAUAUUAGUAUGAAAUUUGCUUGUAAUAUAUUGACAUAUAUGUAAUUGGAUUGACUCAAAACUUAGUAUCUGUAUAUGUUUUAUUCUAUGAAUGUGCAAGGAUUUUGUGUGUGUGUGACAAACUCAAGAGAAUAUUUUGUUUCUUCUUUUUGUGAGACAAUGUCUGCAGGCUUAAUUGUUUGUUGUGCAGCUGAUUAGGGUAUGAUUUAUUUUCCUGUGAACCCACUAACUGUUAUAUGUACCUCAUUGUGUUGAUCUGUUAAUUUUGUGGCAUUCAAGAGAGGCGUGAUCUUUGAUGAUAUUUAAGUACUGUUCUGUAGUAUAUAUCUGUAAUACAGAAAAUGUUCACAAACAUACAGACUUUGA
Messenger RNA from Saccoglossus kowalevskii, 6994 nucleotides. Its product is annotated as kinesin-like protein KIF21A. Gene Ontology annotation, cellular component: microtubule associated complex. Gene Ontology annotation, molecular function: ATP binding; microtubule motor activity; microtubule binding. The record is from RefSeq and is a predicted model, not a curated record. Gene Ontology annotation, biological process: spindle elongation; mitotic spindle organization; microtubule-based movement. NCBI's taxonomy places the organism in Eukaryota, Metazoa, Hemichordata, Enteropneusta, Harrimaniidae.